Ciona intestinalis (vase tunicate) is the source of this 1311-nucleotide messenger RNA. Its product is annotated as translation initiation factor eIF2B subunit beta-like. Gene Ontology annotation, molecular function: translation initiation factor activity; guanyl-nucleotide exchange factor activity. The record is from RefSeq and is a predicted model, not a curated record. Gene Ontology annotation, biological process: translational initiation. NCBI's taxonomy places the organism in Eukaryota, Metazoa, Chordata, Ascidiacea, Phlebobranchia, Cionidae. Gene Ontology annotation, cellular component: eukaryotic translation initiation factor 2B complex.
CUGCUUUUCUUUUCCAAUCUUUCGUGAAGGAAAGGGUUCGUAAAAGAAAAUGGAACAAUUUUUGCUUGAUUUAAAACAAGAGCAAUUCAACGGAUCAUAUGAUCUUGCGUAUAAAACCAUAAACCAUCUACGAAAGCUGAUCAGCCAAACAAGAUGGACGCAUGCACAAGAGCUCAUGAAUACAAUUAAAAAAGAAGGUAAGAAGAUGAUAACAGCUCAACCUUCAGAGUACGUGGUAGGCAACAUGGUUCGUCGUGUCUUGAAAAUUAUCCGCGAGGAAUAUGUGAGGUUAUUGGGCGAAUCUGAAGAAUCAGCGAAUAAAGAAUCCUUGCAUAAGAUGCUCACUGCUGAAGGAAAUGAAAGAGACGAUCACACAAAACCACUGAAAGAACUAAAAACGACCGUAAUUGAAGCUGUGAACGAAUACAUUGAUGAAAUGGAGGCUUCCAUUCAUAAUAUAUCAGCACAGGCAAUUGAACAUAUUCAUUCUAAUGAAGUUAUUCUGACAUUGGGAAAAUCCAGGACUGUUGAAGCCUUUCUUAAACAAGCUGCAAAGAAAAGAAAGUUUCAUGUAAUAGUUGUGGAGGGAUCCCCAUUAUACCAUGGACAUGAACUUGCUAAGUCAUUGGCAUCAAAAGGAAUUGAAACAACUGUUAUCACUGAUACUGCAAUUUUUGCCAUUAUGUCCCGGGUUAAUAAGGUAAUAAUUGGAACACAUUCUGUUCUCGCUAACGGUGGUUUAAAGGCAGUGAAUGGUGCCCACAUGGUGGCGUUGGCUGCUUCUCAUCAUGCCGUUCCAUUAAUCGUGCUUGGAGCGAUGUUUAAACUUUGCCUUCUUCAUUAUUCCGAUAUUGGAGGAAGUGAAGCAACCUUUAACAGACUUGCUUCACCACAAGAAGUGUUGGAUUAUUAUGAUGGCGGGACUGAAGAACUCGUUAAUGUUCAAAUCUACUCUCCUACUUUUGAUUACGUACCCCCGGAACUUGUUACUUUAUUUAUUUCAAACAUCGGUGGCAAUGCACCAUCGUAUAUGUACCGAUUAUUAAGUGAAUUGUAUCAUCCAGAUGAUCAUGUGUUAUAGAUUGUUUUGCUGCUGUUGUUAACAGGCAUAAUCUAAUACUUUUAAUUGCUCUUCUAGUAAAAAAAAGAAAUUUUAUUGAAAUAACAUUAUGUUUCCCUUUUGAAAGGAAUUCUCAUAGUGACACUAGUAGAACAAUUUCAAGUGUUAUAGAUUAUGUCGAGGUGAAUGUUUUGUUGACCUAAUGCAUGAAAUGGUUAAAUAAAGAAAGCUGUUUGUUUUAACUUAAAAAA